AUGAAGAAUCUACUUUUUCUGGUGCUGAUUUCUGUCUGCUGGGCUGAACCUCAUCCUGACAAGUCCAGUCUGGAGCAUGAACGAGUUGUUCACAUUCAAGCAGAAAAUGGACCCCGUCUACUUGUGGUAGCAGAACAAGCCAAAAUCUUCUCUCAUCGGGGUGGCAAUAUCACACUGCCAUGUAAAUUCUACCAUGAACACACAUCAACAGCUGGCUCAGAAGCCCACAAAAUCCGGGUCAAGUGGACCAAACUCACCUAUGAUUACCUCAAGGAACUGGAUGUUUUUGUGGCCAUGGGGCACCACAGGAAGAGCUACGGGAGUUACCACGGGAGGGUGUUCCUGAGGGAGAGCAGUGAGAAUGAUGCCUCCCUUGUAAUCACAAACAUAAUGCUGGAGGACUACGGGAGGUACAAGUGUGAGGUGAUUGAGGGACUGGAGGAUGACACGGCAGUGGUGACUCUGAAUCUGGAAGGUGUGGUGUUCCCUUACUCCCCACGGCUGGGGCGGUACAACCUGAAUUUCUAUGAGGCUCAGCGGGCAUGUAUGGAGCAGGACUCUGUCAUCGCCUCCUUUGACCAGCUCUAUGACGCUUGGAGGUCGGGGCUGGACUGGUGCAACGCUGGCUGGCUUAGCGAUGGAUCUGUGCAGUACCCCAUCACCAAGCCCCGGGAGCCCUGUGGAGGGAAGAACACAGUGCCUGGGGUCAGGAAUUACGGGUUCUGGGACAAGGAAAAAAGCCGAUAUGACGUUUUCUGCUUCACUUCCAACUUCAACGGCCGUUUUUACUACCUGAUCCACCCGAUCAAGCUGACGUACGAUGAGGCGGUGCAGGCGUGCCUGAAGGACGGGGCCCAGAUCGCCAAGGUGGGGCAGAUCUUCGCUGCCUGGAAGCUGCUGGGGUACGACCGGUGCGACGCGGGUUGGCUGGCAGACGGCAGUGUGCGCUACCCCAUCUCCCGGCCCCGCAAGCGCUGCAGCCCCAGUGAGGCUGCCGUGCGCUUCGUUGGCUUCCCUGACAAGAAGCACAAGCUGUAUGGGGUCUACUGCUUCAGGGCCUACAACUGA
Molecule: messenger RNA, 1068 nt
Organism: Manacus vitellinus (golden-collared manakin)
Lineage: Eukaryota; Metazoa; Chordata; Aves; Passeriformes; Pipridae
Gene: HAPLN1
Product: hyaluronan and proteoglycan link protein 1
Exons: 4
Coding region: 1-1068 (355 amino acids)
Biological process (GO): cell adhesion
Molecular function (GO): hyaluronic acid binding
Source: RefSeq, a predicted model, not a curated record